This is a messenger RNA of Haliotis rufescens (red abalone), 2049 nucleotides long. Its product is annotated as NXPE family member 4-like. The transcript is spliced from 4 exons. Lineage: Eukaryota; Metazoa; Mollusca; Gastropoda; Lepetellida; Haliotidae. The coding region runs from base 364 to 2049 and encodes 561 amino acids. The record is from RefSeq and is a predicted model, not a curated record.
GAAAAUACAGACAUGCUACCUUGUGACGGUGAACAGUGGUGGUAGUGAGAGCUGUAUUGUGCAUUUAACUCACAAGUCUGGAUGGGUUUGGAUGGGGACGACGCGCUAAGGAACAUAUGGCUAUUUACACAAUGGUUUUGUAUCAUUUAAUUGUGUUUGUGAAGGACAUUGAGUGAUUUAUGGACAUCUCUUUGCAGUUUAAUGGAUCGUACCUGUGUGAUGACCUGUUCGUGAACGGAUGACUCCUCUGUUAAAGUUUUCUCGGAUUAUUGUUGGUUCGUUUAGAGUGUGUGGUAUGUGUGUUUUGAACAGGAAUAAAAUAAGGACCAGCAGUGGUAUGCGCGUAAUGUAGCAAGAGUGAAGAUGGCUAGAAAAUUAGUUAUGUUAAGGACGUUGAUAGCUUCGGUGCUGAGGAUGACGUCGCCGGCUGUUUCAAGAUGCUGUCAACCUAAAUGUCGCCGAAACGUACUUGGACUUUUGUUGGUCGUUGCAGCUGGCGUUGUGUACCUGACUUACACUACAACAAGCAGUUCUCUACAGCCAGUGCCUUUUAUUCAGCGCCCCAAUUUCGUGAGCGAGGCUGAGAUCACUUCCGAUGUGUAUAACCUUGAUCCCUUAUCAUGUGCCAACGCGACCUUGUCCUUCAUGUUUUUAGAAGGUGAAGGUCAACGAACGACGUACAAUGCAGGGGAGAGAAUAACAGUGAAAGUGCAGUUGUUUGAUGGUUACGGACUGCCGAAGAAACGAGGAGGUGACUUAGUUAGAAUCUGGCUUCGAGAUCUUGCCGAGUCAGCAUGUUCAGCCGGUCACGUGACCGAUAACGAAGAUGGUACCUAUACAGGUGUUUUAAGAGCGGCUUGGGCUGGGCAACCGGAAAUUAUAGCCUCCAUUGCUGGACCGAGAGAAAGUUUAAAAAUUCUUUAUACAGUUUUUGAAGAUCAUCAAACAAUAAAACAUAUAAACGCAAUAUUUGCGGUGGAAGAGGAAGAUCUCGAGGUUGAAGAGUCUCCGUGUCUUCCAUUCCCAGAAGUCCCCGGGUACCGGAAUGUUUGUAACUUUACAGCCGAGAACUAUGGUCUUCCCUGGUACUGUGGGGCGCCGAGGUCUAUAAAUAUCACUUGUUUUGAUUGGAUACAAAUCGUUGUUCAUGACAACGCCGGCCAUCUUCCUUUGACCAAAGCGGAAAAAGUGAUAAUUGAAAGAAAUAACCACUCACAACUCCGAACCCGCCUCGUCGUUACAAUACGCGUUGAUGAGUCCGAUGCUUCAAGUGAUCCAGAUAACUUCGUCCCGUGUAACCAACGUCCCAUGAUUGACACUUGGGGUGAUGUGUCCCCCGUGGGCUUUUUUCACAAGUGGACGUGGGUCCCUGCAGCCUGCAAAGUCACCAUCGACACUGUCGACCACUACGAAGGCUGUUUACGUAACCGACGUCUUCUCAUAUAUGGAGACUCCACAACUCGGCAGUGGUUCGUACAUUUCCGGAAACUUCUGAAACUCAAAAUGGCGUCACAAAUGUUUGAGGACGGCCAGCCGUGGCACAAGCCAUGCCUAGCUGUCAAUACAUUUCACAACUAUUCAGUGUUCUGGGGGCCUCACGAACUCCCUUUCUACGGAGGACCCAACAGGGGUUUCAACAGACCCACGUAUGUUUACCUUGAUGAAUUACCAAAUCAUUCUAGGGAUAUUGUUAUAAUACACUACUACCUCCAUUUUGUGUCGUUCCAUCCGAGUGUGUUCACACGUCACAUCCGGCGUCUCUACCAAUCAGUGGAGUCUCUUGUGUCACGUGCCCCAAACGUUACCGUGGCAAUAAAGGGACCCCAUGCAAUGCAAGAUCUGCCUGGCCGACUGGAUGACUAUUGGGGCCCCGUGUAUGACAAUAUUAUACGUGAGACGUUUCGGCCAAUCAUGGACAAAGUGUUGUAUCUAGAUUAUUGGGAUAUGACUGUAGCGUCUGAGAACGAGAGUCUUCAUCCAAAUGAUACUAUCGUUUCCAAUAUGGUGCAUUAUAUGUUAAAUAUGGCUUGUAGGAAAAUACAUUUAUGA